This is a messenger RNA of Funneliformis geosporum, 1078 nucleotides long. NCBI's taxonomy places the organism in Eukaryota, Fungi, Glomeromycota, Glomeromycetes, Glomerales, Glomeraceae. The record is from the annotation of a GenBank genome assembly.
UGGAAAAAUUGUGGAAGACAUUCUUUUCAAGUUUGCUAAGGAUUUGGACUUUGAACACCACGCACAUUCAUAUAUCAUAAACUGUGAGGAUGCAAACAUAAAAUCCUUAUUCAGUAAAACAGAAUGGGAAGAAUUGACUGUAGAUCGAUUGGGUGUUCCUCCCAUUCCACAAGAUAUUGCAAAGGAGCUGUCUCGAUAUGGAACAAAAACUUUAGGAGAGCUACGUAAGGUUGUGAUGACGCCAUAUCUUCAAGAUAAAGUUACUUAUGAUGUUCAACAACAUUGUGAGCUAGAAUGGAUCCAGAUGGCUGUGAGAACUCUCGUUAAUCUAUAUGAAAAUAUAGACUCACCCUUGGUACGAAACCAAUACGAGGAUUGGUUUACUGUUGCUCUCUUUGGGGCUUGUAUUGACUUAUGUAUGAGAAAUGGACAACUUGGCACUGAUGUAAAGAGAACCGAUGCGCCAUCCUUAGCCAGUGCUAUUAGGAAGAAUCGCGCUCAACCAUCUAAUGCAAGAAAAUUUAUUGGUCGAAAAAUUGAUGGCAUUAUUUACAUAAUUAACAGGCUUCUUGAAGUGGGGGCGAUCGAGGCGGCGAGGUCCUUCUUGGGAGAAUCAGAUCGGAAAUGUCUUAUUGAAAAUUUUAAAAUGCCGAAAACUCUGCAUGACAUGCUGGCCGAGCAUAUCAGAUCUGUUGACUAUGAUGAUGAAAAAAUAGACAAACUUCAAGUAUUCGGUAUAUUGCAUCUUGGAUUGAGAGUCCAAUUUACAAGGUUGUGGAGGGCCGGUGGAUCAAUCACAAUUUUCCAUAAAGAUCCCCAAUUGUACUAUUUAGAUAACAAGUUCUCGGUACAAGGAAUUAGAACCUUCCUUAAAUUUCUAGCCUCAAUAUAUCAACGCAAGGUCAUUAUUAAAAAUAAUUUAGACGUUCUGGAUAAUGGGGAAAAUGAUGAUAUUGAGUCAAAGGAAGAUGAUUUAUAUAACGAGUUAAUUGAAGUUGGCCGACCAUCUACUCCAUCUACACCAGCAUCUUCACAAUCGGUUAGAUAUUUUGCUGAUUGUUGGAAGACCCCGAGAAAG